UCUGAACAUAUUGCCGCGCAGACGUUUACUUUUCGUGAAUUAGCUUCAGCCACACUGAAUUUUAGAGCUGAUUGUCUUCUCGGAGAGGGUGGUUUUGGUCGGGUGUAUAAAGGACGCUUAGAGAGUAUCAACCAGACUGUGGCCAUAAAGCAGCUAGAUCAUGAUGGAUUACAAGGAAAUAGGGAAUUCCUAGUUGAAGUUUUGAUGUUAAGUCUGCUACAUCAUCCUAACUUAGUUAAACUACUUGGAUAUUGUGCUGAUGGUGAUCAACGGCUUUUGGUCUACGAGUUCAUGCCUUUAGGAUCUUUAGAAGAUCAUAUUCAUGCAAUUAUAGAUCCUACGGCUGAUAUGAAGCCGCUUGAUUGGAACACGAGGAUGAAAAUAGCAGCUGGUGCGGCAAAAGGUUUAGAGUAUUUGCAUGACAAAGCUAGUCCUCCGGUCAUAUAUCGCGAUUUAAAAUGCUCAAAUAUAUUGCUUGGAGAGGGUUAUCAUCCUAAGUUAUCAGACUUUGGAUUAGCGAAACUUGGUCCAGUCGGUGACAAUACCCAUGUUUCGACUCGGAUAAUGGGAACCUACGGAUAUUGUGCUCCGGAAUACGCAAUGACCGGACAACUAACAUUGAAGUCGGAUGUCUACAGCUUCGGUGUUGUUCUUUUGGAAAUUAUAACUGGGAGGAGGGCAAUUGACACAUCGAGGGCUGCUAGAGAACAAACCCUAGUUUCAUGGGCUCGACCCUUAUUCAAAGAUCGGAGGAAAUUUCCCCAGAUGGCUGAUCCAACUCUUCAGGGUCAAUACCCCGUGCGCAGCUUGUACCAAGCUCUUGCCGUCGCUGCCAUGUGUGUGCAAGAGCAGCCUACGAUGAGGCCUGCCAUUGCCGACGUCGUUACCGCUCUCACAUACCUCGCAUCUCAGAAACACGUUCCAGAAACCAGCCAGAGUACAUCUCGUAUGCUCGCACCCGGAACUCCGCCUCGAACGAGAAAGGUCAGAAAUAGAAAACCAGGAGAUAGCAGGUGAAGCUUCCUUCCAUGUCUCUGUGUUGGUGGUGAAUGUGGGAAGAUAGCUUUUUUAUUCUUUUGUUUUGAUUCUAGCUUUAGGGAAGGAAGAAUGGUGUUUUGGUUUCUACCUGUUUGGAAGAUUUAGGAGAGGAAAACACCUUAUGGGUGGCUGUAAAUGUCUUUUUUGGUGGGUUUCUUUUAUUUUAUUUGCAAGUUUAAUGGAUUAGUUUUUAUUGUGCUCA
Phalaenopsis equestris is the source of this 1240-nucleotide messenger RNA. Its product is annotated as probable serine/threonine-protein kinase PBL7. The transcript has 5 exons. NCBI's taxonomy places the organism in Eukaryota, Viridiplantae, Streptophyta, Magnoliopsida, Asparagales, Orchidaceae. The record is from RefSeq and is a predicted model, not a curated record. Gene Ontology annotation, molecular function: ATP binding; protein kinase activity. Bases 205 to 1017 code for a protein of 270 amino acids. Gene Ontology annotation, biological process: protein phosphorylation.